Messenger RNA from Humulus lupulus (European hop), 804 nucleotides. RefSeq names its product small ribosomal subunit protein eS12-like. The record is from RefSeq and is a predicted model, not a curated record. NCBI's taxonomy places the organism in Eukaryota, Viridiplantae, Streptophyta, Magnoliopsida, Rosales, Cannabaceae. The coding region runs from base 159 to 587 and encodes 142 amino acids. The transcript has 5 exons. Gene Ontology annotation, biological process: translation. Gene Ontology annotation, molecular function: structural constituent of ribosome. Gene Ontology annotation, cellular component: cytosolic small ribosomal subunit; ribosome.
GUUAAUCUGUUUUAAGCGAGGCACACGAACCCUAGGGUUUUUCAUAUAAAUCUCCAAGUCACGGCGGCUGCGUUUUAUUUCCCGUGAACGCAGAGCAUACUACUGAAGAUCUCAUCAAGUUCAGUAAGUAGAAGCAAUAUCCACCAUCAGCAGAGAUAAUGUCAGGUGAUGAAGCUCCAGCAGUGGCCGUUGAGGUGGCAGCCCCAGCUCCAGCUCUGGGAGAGCCCAUGGAUAUAAUGACUGCCUUGCAACUAGUGUUGAGGAAGUCUUUGGCUCACGGUGGGCUUUCUCGUGGCCUUCAUGAAAGUGCUAAGGUCAUCGAAAAGCAUGCUGCCCAGCUCUGUGUCUUGGCAGAGGACUGUGACCAGCCUGACUAUGUUAAACUUGUCAAAGCCCUUUGUGCUGAUCAUAAUGUAAACAUGAUGACUGUCCCAAGUGCCAAGACUCUUGGAGAGUGGGUUGGUUUGUGCAAGAUUGAUUCUGAGGGAAAAGCUAGGAAGGUAGUUGGAUGCUCUUGUGUUGUUGUCAAGGAUUAUGGGGAAGACCAUGAAGCCCUUCAUGUUGUUCAGCAGCAUGUCAAGGCUUAAUGAUCUGGACUCUGUCAGAAAUUGAUGGGGCUAAUAGUUUUUUCUAAGUCUUUUUGACCGACCUUGUUCCAAUUAAUGGGUUUUACACCUAGGGAGUUUCUGAUUAUUUCUUGGUUAUGAGUACACUGCAAAUUGUUGCGUUUAGUAAUCUUUUUUUUCUUCUUUCACACUAUGCUGUUUUGUUUUUCUUUUCCAAGUAACUUUUCUUUUAUGCGUA